This is a messenger RNA of Paramecium octaurelia, 1000 nucleotides long. NCBI's taxonomy places the organism in Eukaryota, Ciliophora, Oligohymenophorea, Peniculida, Parameciidae. The record is from the annotation of a GenBank genome assembly.
AUGUAAAUUGACGAAGUUGUAUGGCAGGUCAUAAAUAGAGGUCAUUGCUCAUUUAAGAUAAAGUAAGAAAAAAAGUAGUAUGAUUAGAACAAUCUCAUAGAAUUUCUGUAGAAAUGAAUAUAAUGUGACUGGGUUAUGUUCUAAAUAAUCCUGUCCAUUAGCAAAUUCAUAAUAUGCCACAAUUAAAGAAGAAAAGGGAUUAUGUUAUCUUUACGUAAAAACAGCAGAAAGAGCAUAAAAACCAAAAGAAUUGUGGGAGAAGAUACUAUUAUCGAAGAACUAUGAAUAAGUAAACUUAGAAAAUAUAUAAAUUAUAGGCAUUGGCAUAAAUAGAUGAAUAGUUGAAAUAUUGGAGCAAUUUCAUAAUUCACAAAAAUAAGCAAAGAUUGACCAAACUAAGACAGAUGUUGAUAAGAAUAAGGAAGAUGCGAUUGAAGGGAUUGUAUGAAACAAUAAUAUAUAAUAGCAAGGAAUUGAUUCCAAUUAAAAAGAAGGCAGAAAGAAGAGAUAAGAUAAGAGAAUAGAAAGCAUUGGUGGCUGCCAAUUUGGAGAAUGCCAUAGAAUAGGAAUUGAUAGACAGAUUGAAAAAUGGAGUAUACAAUGAGAUAAUGAAUUACAAUACUAAGGCUUUUGAGAAGGUCGUUGGUUAGAAUUAGGUGGAAGAUGAAGAAGAAGUAAAUACUAAUGAAUAAUUAUUUCUAUAGAGAGAACAAUAGGAAUAGGAAGAGGAGGAGGAAGAUUACUCAGAUGAGGAAUUGAUAUUUGAUCCAAAUGAUUUAGAGGAAGAUGAUGAAGAAGAUUAGGAGGAUGAUGAUGAAGAGGAUGAUAAAAGAUUGUUUUAGAAAUAAACAUUUAAUUAAUUAAGGAGAGAUGGUAAGUAUUAAUAAAAAUUGUAGAUGAUGAAGUGAAGGAUGUUAAGAAGAAGAAGCCAAGAGUAAAAUUGUAGUAUGAGGAGGAAGAAGAAGUGGAAGAUAGAAAGAAAUAAUAAAUUGCAUUUUGA